AUGAGUGGGAAUUCAAAGAGACGUAUAGAGACGGAUGUGAUGAAGCUUCUCAUGAGUGAUCAUGAGGUUGAGCUGGUGGAGGAUAGCAUGCAGGAGUUCCAUGUUAAGUUUUAUGGUCCUAAGGACACACCAUAUGAAGGAGGUGUUUGGAGAUUGCACGUAGAGCUGCCAGACAACUACCCUUAUAAAUCGCCAAGUAUUGGGUUUGUAAACAAGAUAUUCCAUCCUAAUAUAGAUAUUGCGUCAGGGUCUAUCUGUUUAGAUGUCAUCAACUCUACAUGGUCACCACUAUAUGAUCUACUGAACAUUGUAGAGUGGAUGUUGCCAGGACUGCUGAAGGAACCUAAUGGGAGCGAUCCAUUGAACAAUGAGGCAGCUAACUUACAACUGAAGGAUAAAAAAGUAUACGAGGAGAAAGUGCGGGAAUACAUAGAUAAGUAUGCCACAAAGGAGAGAUAUGAGAGUCAGUUUGGAACACCUGAGGAUGAUGAAGAUGACGGUGAUGAUGCAGAAAUGAAAGAUGAGGAUGGAGAUGAUGAUAUAGAUGAACCGGUCAGUGAUUUGGAAGAUAUAAGCGAUGAUAAUGCAGACCCAAGCGAAGAGCUCAGUGACAUCAGCGAUAUAGAGUUAAGCGAUGAGGAUUAG
Nakaseomyces glabratus is the source of this 645-nucleotide messenger RNA. It is a transcript of the gene UBC8, whose product is annotated as E2 ubiquitin-conjugating protein UBC8. Gene Ontology annotation, cellular component: nucleus. Gene Ontology annotation, biological process: protein polyubiquitination; ubiquitin-dependent protein catabolic process. NCBI's taxonomy places the organism in Eukaryota, Fungi, Ascomycota, Saccharomycetes, Saccharomycetales, Saccharomycetaceae. The record is from RefSeq and is a predicted model, not a curated record. Gene Ontology annotation, molecular function: ubiquitin conjugating enzyme activity.